Saccostrea echinata is the source of this 561-nucleotide messenger RNA. Its product is annotated as N-acetylcysteine deacetylase-like. Gene Ontology annotation, molecular function: hydrolase activity. NCBI's taxonomy places the organism in Eukaryota, Metazoa, Mollusca, Bivalvia, Ostreida, Ostreidae. The record is from RefSeq and is a predicted model, not a curated record. Bases 1 to 561 code for a protein of 186 amino acids. The transcript has a single exon.
AUGGGAACGGAUCCGAUUGUCGUCGGUGCCCAGGUGAUUCUGGCACUGCAACAGAUUGUCUCCCGGAACCUGAGUGCGAUCGAUGAGCCGGCCGUCGUCUCUGUUACCGAAGUUACAACGAAUGGAACGGUCAAUGUGAUUCCCUCCAGCAUGAAAAUCAAAGGGGAUACCCGCAGCUUCACCGAUGCCGCACUGCAGAAGAUCGAAAAGGCGAUGGAGCGGAUUGUUGCCGGGCAGUGUGCGGCAGCCGGGGUCAAGUACCAGUAUGAAUUCCGGAACACGUUUAUCUCAACGAUCAACGCCGAGGGUCCUGCGCAAAAUGCGGUCCGGGCGGCGGCUGCGGUGGCGGGGGCAGAGAACGUCAACGGCAACUGCCAGCCUUUUACCAUCAGUGAAGAUUUCGCAUUUCUGUUACGCGAAAAACCCGGAUGUUAUAUCCUGAUCGGCAAUGGAGAGGGGCGGCCGGCUCUGCAUAAUCCGCAUUACGAUUUUAAUGAUGCUAUCCUGGAACAGGGCAUCCGGUACUGGAAAACACUGGUAGAACAACAGUUAUCUGUAUAA